AUGUCGGCACCAUUCUCCCCGAGUAUAAUGGACGUGCCAUUGCCGAGGGAUUUUAGGUUGCCCGCCAUCAAGCCAUACAUGGGGACCACCGACCCGCGUGUUCACAUGACGAGAUAUAAGGCUGCUAUGGUAAUGAUCGGGGCGGGGGAUGCCGUCAUGUGCCGAGCAUUCUUGUCCACCUUGGAUGGAGCGGCCCAAGACUGCAACAUACAAUGUAAGAAACCCUUCUCUCACCCCUGCGUAGUAAAGCAAGACAGUGGCGAGAGCCUCAAGGAUUUCCUAAACAAAUGGAAAAAGGAGGUCAAUAAUGUCUACGACUUUGACUCCACGGCAGCGAUCCCGAUAUUUAUCUAUGCCCUAAGAUCAGGAUAUUUCUACAAGCAACUGAACGCUAAUCAACCCCGCUCUUACGAAGAUUUGAUGAGGACGGCCAACCGUUAUGCGGAAGCAAAGGAGGUUGAUAGGAAGAAGAAGGAUGAAGAAGAUGGGCAACAACAACAGCAUCGGCAACCCAUGAACAAAAACAUGUGGCGAAAGGAAGAGGGCCAUGAGCCAUCCCCUUCAGACACAAAGAGGGGGUACGAGCAGAUCAUGGAAGAAGGAGACAAGGAGCAAGAGGUGGAACCCGUCCAGCGCAAAAAGCAUGUUAUUCGCUAA
Molecule: messenger RNA, 657 nt
Organism: Ipomoea nil (Japanese morning glory)
Lineage: Eukaryota; Viridiplantae; Streptophyta; Magnoliopsida; Solanales; Convolvulaceae
Exons: 3
Coding region: 1-657 (218 amino acids)
Source: RefSeq, a predicted model, not a curated record